This is a messenger RNA of Rhodamnia argentea, 1599 nucleotides long. RefSeq lists its product as uncharacterized. The transcript is spliced from 4 exons. The coding region runs from base 264 to 1334 and encodes 356 amino acids. Gene Ontology annotation, cellular component: chloroplast. NCBI's taxonomy places the organism in Eukaryota, Viridiplantae, Streptophyta, Magnoliopsida, Myrtales, Myrtaceae. The record is from RefSeq and is a predicted model, not a curated record.
GAGUUCCUUGGUUUUGUGUACAAUUUGAAGCCAUUUGGAGUCAGCAUUGCUUGAGUUUGAUUUUGCUGCUGUAAUUUGUUCCUAUGUCCUUGGUUUGUCAAACUUGUAGAACUUGCUUCAUUCAGCUGCUCUAACUGUGCUAAACUUUGCUCAAUUGACCCAACUGGCUGCUUUUUCACGUCCUGAAUGUGCUCGACUAUAUUUCUUGACGACACCCCGGUAUUAUUCUCCUUUUGCAGGAGGGUUUGUUGGUGUGAGAAGGGAUGGAACUCUUGUUUAAAGGUCUCAAUGAGCAUGCACCCGACUGUGCCUUUAAUGAGAAGGCGAUUCAGAGAUGCCCCUUUUUGAGGAAUAUUAACAAGCCAACGUGCUUUUCCUUUUCAUUUCUAGAUCCACCUCAACCUGUACAGGGAGCCAAAGGUCCGAUUUUUGAAGAUGGUCCUAAUUUCGACAUGGCUUUUAAGCUCUUCCAUGGAAAGAAUGGAGUUGUCCCACUCACCGAGAGUCCCAACGUUCCUAAUACUGAAGCUGUUGCUGAGCCUAUACCUCAAUUCAAUCCCUUGGCAGCAAAAGCAGCGACUAUCAGUCUGUCUGCUUUUGGUCCAGGGGGUCCGUUUAGCUUCGGUCCCUUUUUUGAUAGAUCGAGGAAACAGAAGAAGCGGGUUGAUUCAUCCGACAAGAAAGGACCCUCUUCUGAGAAAGGAAAUCCAACCAAUCACGAGGCACAUGGAAACGAAUGGUUGCAAACGGGUAAUUGCCCAAUAGCUAAGUCAUACAGAGCUGUCAGCAGUGUCCUUCCACUGGUUGCGAAGGCUCUUCAGCCACCACCAGGCAUAAAGCUCAAAUGCCCACCCGCAAUAGUCGCCGCAAGAGCGGCCCUUGCCCGGACAGCCUUGGUUAAGACAUUGCGUCCUCAACCCCUCCCUUCAAAGAUGCUAGUAAUUGCGCUCUUGGGCAUGGCUGCCAACGUGCCUCUAGGUGCGUGGAAGGAGCACACAGAGAAGUUUUCUCUAUCAUGGUUUGCAGCAGUUCAUGCGGCUGUACCCUUCAUUGCCAUGUUGAGAAAGUCGGUUGUGAUGCCUAAAUCGGCUAUGGCGUUGACGAUCAUGGCCUCCAUAGUAGGCCAAGUUAUUGGCUCCAGAGCUGAACGGAUCCGGAUGAAAGCCGCUGCUCAAAGGGUGGUGGCUCCAAACUUAAUAAUUGAUGGCAUCGCACACCGCGGUACGAGCGAGGGUGACAUUUCCAGCAUCAACUGCAGUACACAAGGAAUGAUGAGAAACUCGCCUCCAGUAGAAGCUUGUGGUACAGCUUCAGGAUCUAGUGUUUGUUGCUAGUACUUUCAAUUUGUGAUUAAGAUCUCGUAAGAUCAGCUGAGAAUCAUUAUCCAUGCAGCAUUUGAGAUCGACUUAUUUGGAGGACCCUACAGUAAACGAUAACAAUUAUUUAUGUGAUAUUGACAUCGUGGUAUGUACGAUCUUUCUCCUCUGUGAGAAUAAUAUUGAGGCAUUGUGGUCCUGUGAUCUUUUUCCUCAGCAUUCAGAACUUCCCUUCUUGAAAAAAGUUCAUUAUCAGUUAUAUAAGAAAUUCUACAUUUCUAUA